UAAGAAAGAGAUUUGUAGCUUUGACUUUAUGUAAGAGUGGGAAGAUCUCUUCCUUGGUCUUCAUAUUCCUUCUCUUUGUCUGAAACAGAAGCAGAAAAGACGGCUUAAGACCAAACAUCACAGGAACACACAAACACAGGAAUCUCCAAUCACUGUUACUAAGCCUCAGAUAAGGAAACCAUGUCAAUGAAAUGAAGCUUGGAUUCGGGGAGAAAUGGGGUGUGUGAUUAGCCGAGAAGUGUCAUCGGGAAUAGUCUCUGAGGUGAAGGAGGAGAAGAGUUUGAGGGUUGACUCCAACAAGAAGGUAGAUGAAGUGUCCACUAGCAGGGCUGAGGAUAGUGUGGUAGAGGUUCAGAAUGGUGACAAGGUUAAGGAGAAGAACGGAGAUAAGGGUGGUGAUAAUGGGGUUCGGCCGCCAAGGGGUGAAAGAAGAUCAAAGCUAAACCCAAACCCAAACCCAAACCCGAGGCUAAGUAAUCCUCCAAAGCAUUUGCAAGGGGAGCAAGUAGCAGCUGGAUGGCCAUCUUGGCUUACAACAGUGUGUGGGGAAGCCCUUAAUGGGUGGAUUCCGCGAAAGGCUGACACAUUUGAGAAAAUAGAUAAGAUUGGUCAAGGAACAUAUAGUAAUGUGUACAAAGCUAAAGACUUGUUGACGGGUAAGAUUGUUGCCCUGAAAAAGGUUCGAUUCGACAAUUUGGAACCUGAGAGCGUAAAAUUCAUGGCUAGAGAGAUUCUUGUUUUGCGAAGGUUGGAUCAUCCCAAUGUUAUAAAGCUAGAAGGUUUAGUUACAUCCAGAAUGUCCUGGAGUUUGUAUUUGGUGUUUGAAUACAUGGUGCAUGAUUUAGCUGGACUUUCUGCAAGCCCUGAUAUCAAGUUCACAGAGCCUCAGGUUAAAUGCUACAUGCAUCAACUGCUUUCAGGACUUGAGCACUGUCAUAAUCGGCGUGUACUUCACCGUGAUAUCAAAGGAUCAAAUCUUCUUAUAGAUGAUGAAGGAGUACUGAAAAUUGCUGACUUUGGACUUGCAUCUUUCUUUGAUCCAAACCGCAGGCAUCCGAUGACCAAUCGUGUAGUUACCCUGUGGUACCGACCUCCUGAAUUGCUUCUUGGUGCAACGGAAUAUGAUGUGGGUGUGGACCUUUGGAGUGCUGGUUGCAUUUUAGGAGAGUUAUUGGCUGGGAAACCAAUUAUGCCUGGUCGUACAGAGGUGGAACAACUACAUAAGAUAUACAAACUUUGUGGUUCACCUUCUGAUGAGUAUUGGAAGAAGUCAAAGUUGCCUAAUGCGACCUUGUUUAAACCUCGAGAGCCAUACAAAAGAUCCAUACGAGAGACAUUUAAAGAUUUUCCGCCUUCUGCUCUGCCCCUUAUUGACACUCUUCUUGCAAUUGAUCCAGCAGAACGGAAGAGUGCCUCAGAUGCUCUAAGAAGUGAGUUCUUUACCACAGAACCUUAUGCUUGUGACCCCUCUAGUCUUCCGAAAUAUCCCCCAACCAAGGAAAUGGAUGCUAAACGACGGGAUGAUGAAGCAAGGAGAUUAAGAGCUGCAGGCAAAGCUCAUGUUGAUGGUGGAAAGAAGCAUCGCACACGUGAUCGUGCUGUAAAAGCUUUUCCUGCUCCUGAGGCCAAUGCUGAGCUUCAGUCCAAUAUUAAUAGAAGGCGUCUAAUCUCUCAUGCUAAUGCCAAGAGCAAGAGUGAAAAAUUCCCUCCGCCGCAUGAAGAUGGACAUCUUGGUGUCCCUCUGGGAGCUUCAAAUCAUAUUGAUCCAGAUAAUGUGCCUCAUGAUGUCUCUUUGGGUUCAACCUCAUAUAUCUUUUCAAAGGUACCAUUCCAAGCUUGGUCAGGUCCCAUUGGUAAUUCUGCUACUAGCAUUGGUGUCACAGAGAAGAAGAAACACAAUGCAGGAUAUGCAUCGGAUAGAUCAAAACCACAUAAAGGUUCCAUCAAGGAUAAGGGUAAAGGAAAGAAAAUCAUAGCUUAGACAUUUAGUACAUUCUUAGAGUCAAAUUAAAAAUGAAUCUGUCCCUGCUGCUUCAUUUUUGGUAUCUGAGUCCAACUAUUGUGGAAUGUUCUCUUCUAAAAAUAUGUCCUGCUGCAUGCCUGCUUCCUGAAAGUUAAUUCCUUCUUACCAAGGGGUAAUUGAUUUUUCCCCAUUUUAAAACCUUCAUUUUCUUUUCAUAGUUUUUAUUUAUUGGUUUCCAUAUAGAUAGAGUUUUUUUGGGGAGGGGUGUUAAGUCUUGGUUUGAUAGAGAAUUACAAUGAUGUACAUCGUUUAUUUUUUUUAUAGCGUUUUUGGAACAACUUCUUACACCAGAAUCAAUUCUGACCCAAAACUACUCACAGAAGCUUCUCUCUAUAAUUAAUUUUGGCUUUAGAAUUAA
This is a messenger RNA of Lotus japonicus, 2381 nucleotides long. Its product is annotated as probable serine/threonine-protein kinase At1g54610. Gene Ontology annotation, cellular component: nucleus; cyclin-dependent protein kinase holoenzyme complex. The transcript has 8 exons. The record is from RefSeq and is a predicted model, not a curated record. Gene Ontology annotation, molecular function: RNA polymerase II CTD heptapeptide repeat kinase activity; cyclin-dependent protein serine/threonine kinase activity; ATP binding. Gene Ontology annotation, biological process: protein phosphorylation; positive regulation of transcription elongation by RNA polymerase II. Lineage: Eukaryota; Viridiplantae; Streptophyta; Magnoliopsida; Fabales; Fabaceae. The coding region runs from base 215 to 1981 and encodes 588 amino acids.